GCCCCUUGCCAUAAAACAGCAAGAGAAAGAAAUCAAGGAGCCACUCCUGUCAUCGACCACAUCACCCCAGCAGGGUCAACAGACAGACCAAGUCCCAGGGAAAAGGCUGCUGGCAUCUGAGGAUAAACCACUUUGAACAGCUUUUACCUUAACACUGACCUGGAAGACUUUGACUCCUGGUCACAAGGUAUUUUGGACACCUUCAAUAUUUGCCUUCUCUUUUCUGAUCAAGCCUGAUUCAUGAAAUGGAACUAAAGCUGAAAAAUCAUCUACUUCUUUGUCUGCAAAUUUGAGACACAUUUGGGAUGGUCUUAAGUGCAUACAACUAGACUCUUAACUGCAGCUAUGAGUUCAGACGAGAAGGGCAUAUCCCCUGCUCAUAAAACCUCCACUCCGACCCAUAGAAGUGCCUCUUCUUCAACAUCCUCCCAUAGGGACAGUCGGCAGAGUAUCCACGUCCUGGAGAGGACUGCUUCCUCCAGCACGGAGCCCUCUGUCAGUCGGCAGUUGCUAGAACCAGAGCCGGUCCCCCUUUCCAAGGAAGCUGACAGCUGGGAAAUUAUAGAAGGGCUGAAAAUAGGCCAAACCAAUGUCCAGAGACCAGACAAGCAUGAAGGCUUUAUGCUGAAGAAAAGAAAGUGGCCUUUAAAAGGCUGGCACAAGCGUUUUUUUGUCCUGGAUAAUGGAAUGUUAAAGUAUUCAAAGGCACCACUCGAUAUUCAAAAGGGGAAGGUCCACGGAAGCAUCGAUGUCGGACUCUCGGUCAUGUCAAUUAAAAAGAAAGCUCGGAGAAUAGACCUUGACACAGAAGAGCACAUCUAUCAUUUGAAGGUGAAAUCCCAGGACUGGUUUGAUGCGUGGGUCUCCAAACUCCGCCAUCAUCGAUUGUACCGGCAGAAUGAAAUUGUCAGGUCACCGAGAGAUGCUAGUUUUCACAUAUUUCCUUCAACCUCCACUGCCGAAUCCUCACCAGCUGCCAACGUUUCUGUUGUGGAUGGAAAGGUGCCACCAAACAGCUUUCCAUGGCAGUCUCCUUUGCCAUGCAGCAACAGCCUCCCCGCGACCUGCACGACAGGCCAGAGCAAAGUGGCAGCCUGGUUACAGGACUCGGAAGAAAUGGACAGGUGUGCGGAAGACCUUGCACACUGCCAGUCAAACCUCGUGGAACUUAGCAAGCUCCUACAAAAUUUGGAAAUACUUCAGAGAACUCAGUCAGCACCUAACUUUACUGACAUGCAGGCUAACUGUGUAGAUAUUUCAAAGAAAGACAAGCGGGUCACAAGACGAUGGAGAACAAAAAGUGUCAGCAAAGAUACAAAAAUACAACUACAGGAAGGGCCAUCUGCGAAGGGCCAGUUCAGCACCACUCGGCGCCGGCAGAGGCUAGCAGCAGCAGUGGCUACAACAGUCCCUUUCAGUGCUACCAUGUCACCAGUCCGCUUGCACUCCUCCAACCCCAACCUUUGUGCAGACAUCGAAUUUCAGACUCCCCCUAGCCACCUCACUGACCCUCUGGAAAGUUCGACAGAUUAUACAAAGCUUCAAGAAGAAUUUUGUCUAAUUGCACAGAAAGUGCAUUCUCUUUUGAAGUCUGCAUUUAAUAGCAUAGCUAUAGAGAAGGAGAAGCUUAAGCAGAUGGUUUCUGAGCAGGAUCACAAUAAAGGCCACAGCACACAGAUGGCACGGCUCCGACAGUCACUGUCUCAGAGUGAAGGAGCAAGCAAAUCCUGGGCACUCAACCAGAAUGCUGAGCUAAGAAGUCGGUUGAACAGAAUACAUUCAGAAUCUAUUAUUUGUGAUCAGGUUGUCAGUGUAAAUAUUAUUCCUAGCCCUGAUGAGGCUGGUGAGCAAAUCCAUGUCAGUCUCCCCCUGUCACAGCAGGUAGCCAACGAGAGCCGCCUUUCCAUGUCAGAGUCUGUCUCCGAGUUCUUUGACGCCCAGGAGGUGCUGCUCUCUGCGAGCUCAUCAGAGAAUGAGGCUUCAGAUGAUGAAUCUUACAUCAGUGAUGUGAGCGAUAAUAUAUCCGAAGACAAUACCAGUGUUGCAGACAACAUUUCUCGGCAAAUCUUAAAUGGGGAGCUUACAGGAGGAGCCUUCCGAAAUGGACGUCGAACAUGCCUGCCAGCUCCCUGUCCCGACACCAGUAACAUUAACCUGUGGAAUAUCCUAAGGAACAACAUUGGUAAAGAUUUGUCUAAAGUCUCGAUGCCUGUGGAGCUAAAUGAGCCACUCAACACCCUGCAGCAUCUCUGUGAGGAAAUCGAAUACAGUGAGCUUCUGGACAAGGCUUCCGAAACGGAUGACCCCUACGAGCGCAUGGUUCUUAUUGCUGCAUUUGCAGUUUCAGGAUAUUGCUCCACCUAUUUCAGAGCAGGAAGUAAGCCAUUCAACCCUGUCCUUGGGGAGACUUACGAAUGCAUUCGAGAGGACAAGGGAUUCCGAUUUUUCUCAGAACAGGUUAGCCAUCAUCCACCCAUUUCUGCCUGUCACUGUGAAUCCAAGAAUUUUGUGUUUUGGCAAGAUAUCAGAUGGAAAAACAAGUUCUGGGGGAAGUCCAUGGAAAUCCUACCUGUUGGAACACUGAAUGUCAUGCUUCCAAAGUAUGGAGAUUGCUAUGUAUGGAAUAAAGUCACCACGUGCAUACACAACAUUCUCAGUGGGAGGAGGUGGAUAGAGCAUUAUGGAGAAGUAACCAUUAGAAAUACCAAAAGCAGUGUUUGCAUUUGCAAACUCACAUUUGUCAAGGUGAAUUAUUGGAAUUCUAAUGUGAAUGAAGUCCAGGGGGUCGUGAUGGAUCAGGAGGGGAAGGUGGUGCACCGGCUUUUUGGGAAGUGGCAUGAAGGGCUCUACUGUGGCGUGGCCCCCUCUGCAAAGUGCAUCUGGAGACCAGGUUCCAUGCCAACCAACUAUGAGCUCUACUAUGGCUUCACGAGAUUUGCUAUCGAGCUCAAUGAGCUAGAUCCUGUCCUGAAAGAUCUCCUUCCACCGACAGACGCCCGGUUCCGGCCAGAUCAGAGGUUUUUGGAAGAAGGAAAUUUAGAAGCUGCAGCAGCAGAGAAGCAAAGAGUGGAGGAACUCCAGAGAUCUCGAAGGCGCUACAUGGAAGAAAACAACCUUGAACACAUACCAAAAUUUUUUAAAAAAGUUAUUGAUGCCAAUCAAAGAGAAGCCUGGGUUUCUAAUGAUACCUACUGGGAGCUGCGGAAGGACCCUGGGUUUAGCAAAGUAGACAGCCCUGUUCUUUGGUAAACGGGGAAUGUAGAGCUAGCCAACAUAUCACGCUCUGAAUGAAUAAAUAACUAUGCACAAUUAUGUUUCCUAGAGCUCCGCGUGGUUUCUGGGUCGACUGAAAACCGACCGUUUGCUUUUCUAUUCAUCUUUAUAAUGGACUUUCAGAAGUGCAUUAGACGAGGCCCCUAACCACUUUCGGAUCCUUUCUGUUUUGCUGCAACCAUAUCCCUUAAAAAACAUCCAUGCCCUCCUUGAGAAGCCGCAUAAAAGGAGCAGAAUACAAAAUCCAAAGUCUGAAGUGUUUGUAAAGAAAACAGACUGUAACUGGUGCUUAAAGCUGAUCCAGAGAGCUUAAAGCAACAUGACAUGUAAACCACGCGUUCGGGCUUUGUGUGGAAGCACCAUACCCGCAUCAUAGAAGCUCCAGGGCCACGGCAGUCGUUCAGCUCAGACUUCGAGUGUGUCUGUUGGAUGUGGUGUACUUGUGCUGACCUUGUCAAAAACGAUGUGAUACUCCUCAGACCCCGUUCCAUCUGUACGCCAUUGUUCAUGCCUUAAGAAAUGCAAAGAUGUACAAUAAAUCAUUUUUUAAAUGUGUGCUCAUAGGUUAAUGUGAGGGACGGCUCUUUGGAAUCAUGGCGUGAUUCACUUUCUGGGAUCAGAACAAGUAAGAGACUAACGUAAGUGGAUUUUCAAAAAGUAAACUACACAUGCUUUUAUUUGAUAUGUUAGUUCCUGUAUCAUCUGUCUGAAGGGCAAGAAGGAAAAGGUGUGCUCACUAGAUCUCUGUUUUCACAUUGCUCGUCAAGUUCCUGUCCUGCGACCAGAUAAUAAACCCUCUUCCACCUAAUCUCACAGUGUGCCCUAUUCUUUGGCAAUAUCUGUAUUUGAUUUGAACACUUGGCAUCAGUGUUAAAACCAUAGAAGGAAGUAACAGAAAGCCUGUGGGAUUUCUGCGUGGGCUUAGGAGUCACUGCAAACAGAGCUAUUUUUGAGCGGAACACAACGUAACCUGCAUCUCGUCCUGGGCCCAAGCCGUGGGCACUCACGGAAACCCAUUGGGAGCAGAAGCGGGCAUACUGGUAGCUUAUUUGCAUUGUUUAAAUGAGUUCUAUGCAAAACCAUAUUUUAUAUUCCCAUCAAGUGAUUCUGUAUGAUACGUAACGACCUAUUAGGCAUUUGCCUUGCUACUGGCAGAGAUAAUAAAAUAAGCUAAGGAAUUUAUCCAUCCCAACAAAAGCCGGGGCGGUGGGGGGGGUGGGGGGAAGGGCAGAAAUAUGCUUUGCAUACUUCAGGAUUUGUUUUUUCUUCCAAUAUACAGAGGCUUUUGUAAGAAACUUGCAUCAGUGUUCCUGAGUUUCUGCACGUAGAUGACUAUAUAAAUGCCUGUAUGUUUAAAAAAAAAAA
Molecule: messenger RNA, 4638 nt
Organism: Lontra canadensis (Northern American river otter)
Lineage: Eukaryota; Metazoa; Chordata; Mammalia; Carnivora; Mustelidae
Gene: OSBPL6
Product: oxysterol binding protein like 6
Exons: 26
Coding region: 346-3249 (967 amino acids)
Cellular component (GO): perinuclear endoplasmic reticulum; cytosol; intracellular membrane-bounded organelle
Molecular function (GO): cholesterol binding
Source: RefSeq, a predicted model, not a curated record